Molecule: messenger RNA, 1340 nt
Organism: Antrostomus carolinensis (chuck-will's-widow)
Lineage: Eukaryota; Metazoa; Chordata; Aves; Caprimulgiformes; Caprimulgidae
Gene: ANXA1
Product: annexin A1
Exons: 12
Coding region: 10-1038 (342 amino acids)
Biological process (GO): cellular response to glucocorticoid stimulus; phagocytosis; signal transduction
Cellular component (GO): cytoplasm; plasma membrane; nucleus
Molecular function (GO): phosphatidylserine binding; phospholipase inhibitor activity; calcium ion binding
Source: RefSeq, a predicted model, not a curated record
UCUGUCAACAUGGCUAUGGUAUCAGAAUUUCUGAAACAGGCAUGGUUCAUGGAAAAUCAGGAACAGGAAUGUAUUAAAAGUUCAAAAGGUGGCCCUGGAGUACAGUCAUAUCCUAACUUUGAUCCGUCAGCUGAUGUUGUUGCUUUGGACAAAGCUAUUACUGUAAAGGGUGUAGAUGAAGCCACCAUCAUUGACAUCUUGACUAAAAGAACAAAUGCUCAGCGUCAGCAGAUCAAAGCUGCCUAUCAGCAGGCUAAAGGAAAGAGUCUGGAAGAAGCCUUGAAAAAAGUUCUGAAAAGCCACCUGGAAGAUGUGGUUGUGGCUCUUCUUAAAACUCCAGCUCAAUUUGAUGCUGAAGAGUUAAGAGCUUCUAUGAAGGGGCUUGGAACUGAUGAAGAUACCUUAAUUGAGAUUCUGGUCUCAAGAAACAACAGAGAGAUCAGAGAAGCCAGCAGAUACUACAAAGAAGUGCUGAAGAGAGACCUGACACAAGAUAUUAUCUCUGAUACAUCUGGAGACUUUCAGAAGGCUUUGGUUGCUCUAGCCAAGGCUGACCGAUGUGAAGAUUCUUAUGUGAAUGAUGAGCUUGCUGACAAUGAUGCCAGGGCCUUGUAUGAAGCAGGAGAGAGAAGGAAAGGAACAGAUAUUAAUGUUUUUGUUACUGUUCUUACUACAAGAAGCUACCAACAUCUCCGAAGGGUCUUUCAGAAGUACACCAAAUAUAGCAAGCAUGACAUGAAUAAGGUACUGGAUUUGGAACUGAAAGGUGAUAUUGAAAACUGCCUGACUGCCCUUGUGAAGUGUGCCACAAGCAAGCCAGCUUUCUUUGCUGAAAAACUCCACUUGGCUAUGAAGGGCUCUGGGACGCGGCAUAAAAACCUCAUCAGAAUCAUGGUUUCACGCCAUGAAGUGGAUAUGAAUGAGAUCAAAGGUUAUUACAAAAAGCUCUAUGGCAUUUCUCUCCGCCAAGCCAUUAUGGAUGAACUCAAAGGGGAUUAUGAAAACAUCCUGGUGGCUUUAUGUGGAAGUGAUAACUAAGUUUCAUGUUCCUGCAAUACACUCAAGCCCUGUUGCUGGGGGUGUUUAUAGUUGCCUCAGCUAUCUAUAAGAAUACAGGCUUUACACAGUGAGCAGUACUUAAUCUAUAUGUGUUACCUAGAAAACCUAUAACUCAGACUGUAUUUUUUUAGUAUCUUUAUUCUGAAUGGCAUUAAUAUCUCUUGCUGCCUUCAUUUAUCCAAAGUCAAAAGAAUUCCUCCAAGGUUCUAUUUGCUUGAAUAAUAGUGAAAAAGAUAACGUUUUCAUCUAUGCAAAGCAAAUAAAUUUUUAAAAAUAAAAUU